Messenger RNA from Trifolium pratense (red clover), 805 nucleotides. Its product is annotated as heavy metal-associated isoprenylated plant protein 22-like. Bases 151 to 591 code for a protein of 146 amino acids. Lineage: Eukaryota; Viridiplantae; Streptophyta; Magnoliopsida; Fabales; Fabaceae. The record is from RefSeq and is a predicted model, not a curated record. The transcript has 3 exons. Gene Ontology annotation, molecular function: metal ion binding.
UAUAAUUUGGUAGCCAUAAUAGUCCUACAUCCCCCCUUUCCCUCCCUUUCUAUCUUUUUGUUUCCUCUGUUCAUCAACCCCUUUUUCUGUUAAGUACUACAACUCAAUCCAUUCUUUUUCUUUUGUACAAAAAAGAGGAGAAUUAAGAAAAUGGGUGCUCUAGAUUUUCUUUCAGAUUACUUCUCUAAUGUCACCCCAAAAAAGAAACAUAAACCAAUGCAGACAGUUGAAAUAAAGGUGAAAAUGGACUGUGAUGGCUGUGAAAGAAGAGUUAGGAGUUCUGUUACCAACAUGUCAGGUGUGAAGGAAGUAGAGGUGAAUAGAGACCAAAGCAAGGUAACAGUGACUGGUUAUGUGGACAGAAAUAAGGUCCUAAAGAGAGUGCAGAGCACAGGAAAAAGAGCAAAGUUUUGGCCAUAUGUUGAAUAUAACUUGGUAGCAUAUCCUUACAUAUCACAGGCAUAUGCAAAGAAUGGACCCUCUGGAUUUGUGAAAAACACUGAGCUAGCACAACCAAAUCCAAAUGGAGCAGAUGAUAAGAUUACUUCUUUCUUCAGUGAUGAUAACCCAAAUGCAUGUUCAAUCAUGUGAAGGAAAUUUUAGGCAUGCACAUGCACAAGUUCAAAUAUUACUGUUGAUGAAUUAAAGCUUAAUUGGUAUUUGGUAGUUAUUUUGAACAUGUUGUAAGAUAUGUGUGAUUAAUGACUUGUAAUCAAGUUCUGUUUUUAUGGACUACAUGUUGUUAUUAUGUCUAAUUACUACCAUUAUAUAUACUUUAUGAGCAUAAUAAAUAAUGGUUUUCUCA